Megalobrama amblycephala (Wuchang bream) is the source of this 3981-nucleotide messenger RNA. RefSeq names its product adhesion G protein-coupled receptor F4-like. Gene Ontology annotation, molecular function: G protein-coupled receptor activity. NCBI's taxonomy places the organism in Eukaryota, Metazoa, Chordata, Actinopteri, Cypriniformes, Xenocyprididae. The transcript is spliced from 13 exons. Gene Ontology annotation, biological process: cell surface receptor signaling pathway; G protein-coupled receptor signaling pathway. Gene Ontology annotation, cellular component: membrane. The record is from RefSeq and is a predicted model, not a curated record. Bases 691 to 3516 code for a protein of 941 amino acids.
CAUCAACAACACCAUUUACACCAUCAUCAACCACACCAUUAACACCAUCAUCAACAACACCAUCAUCAACAACACCAACAACACCAUCAUCAACAGCAACAACAAAAACAAUGACAAAUGCAGGUAUGCCCAGCACAACAAAUUCUGAUAUAUAGCACAACUGCAUGAUAAUGGUGAAAAUGUGUAUUAGUAUUGAGAACUGUUGCUGAAAUCUGUUUAAACCUGUUUAAAUUGACACGUAGUCUCUUUAGACAUAUAUUAUGUCAAUGACAACAUAUAUAUUGAAAACCAAGUCAUAUCAGUUUAUUUCACAUUUUUGGCCUCUAGCAAUAUUAAGACACAAGUACAUCAAAUUCAUUUAUUGUUUUUCAUGUUUAAGAAAACAAAUUAUAGAUUGAUAAACGCAUUGCUUUUUAAUUGUUUUGUUUCAUGCAGAUAAAAUAUUCAUAUUUUUGUUGUACUAAUUUUUUUUUAUUCAGCAGUGUACAGCAGGUACUGUGAAUAUAAAUUUAAAUCUUGAACAAAAAUAAAUUAUGUCUGAAUUAAGAUGAUAUUUUUGUUGUAAUGCAUGUCAAAAUAACAGGAAAUAAUUUUCACCAAUGUUCAUCUUGCAUACCCGUAACUGGGUAAUUUUAAUAUUUUAGUAUUAGUGUUGUUUUAAGGAUUGAGGAUUGUGGCUUAAACCUGUUGAUGCAAUGCACAUUAAUGUACACUUGUUUUACAGCUGUUAGAAUGUCAAUGACAAUAAAUCAGCCUUUUGACACCAGUCUUACUGACAGUAAUAGUGACAAUUACAAAGAUUUAUCUGGAAAAAUAAAAAAAUCCAUUGACACAAGUUAUUCUAAGCAGCUAAAUGGCUACAUUCCUGGAUCUACAGAAGUCAGUGGCUUCAGGCCUGGUAGUGUUAUAGCAGACUACGCAAUAAGUGCAACAUCCAACAACCUUGAUUUUACAGCAGCAAACACAGCACUCUCUGAGUCUCUAAAAGCACAAGGAAUCAUUUUAGCUGCAGAUGCUUUUGCUCAAAGUGAACAAACAGAUUUCACAACAGGUAAUUUAUAUCCUCUGCAAAAGCUGGACCUGAACUGUAUACAGACAGACUUUGCAAAGGGACCAAUAAAAUGGAUAGUGAAUAACAAAGAUCCUGCACUGGACAACACAAGAUACACCCUUUCAAACAACAAUAGCAUUCUCACUGUGAAAAACACUAGUGAAAGUGACAGUGGUCGAUACUCAUGCAUCAUACAAACGGAUACAGUACCAUACAUUAAAUGGCAAAACAUUAUUAUUAAUCAACGCCCCACUAUCUUUGUGGGUGAUGAAUACCAUGUUUCUCCAUGUAAAGACAGCACUGUCCAACUGAGAUGUUCUGUUGAUGCUGGCUACAACGUUGAGUGGGUCCUGAAUGGUGCAGUACAAACAUCAGUACCUGCAUCAGGCUCUGACAUCAUAUUAAACCAUCCUACUAAAAGUGGGGAUUGUAAGGAGGAAACCUUUACAUGCCGUCUCAAGGAUCUGCCACAAUUACUUGCGUACAGUUACAGCUGGAGCAGAGUCACAGUAAAGACAAGCACAGAAAAUUAUGAAUGUUCAAAUGAAGAACUUGGACUUGGAAAAACAAAUGAUGAAAAGAAGGGAAUCUGUGGAAGUGGCUUUAAAGGCACCAUAACUUACAGAUGUGAACCACCUGUUUGGACAAAAGUACAGGACAACUGUAUAGUGGAUGUUAUCUUUAAGCUUAAAAACACAGCUGAGACCUUGCUCGUGGAUGACAUUCCAGAGUUUAUGGCUAACCUCAGUAGUGCCACCUCACAGAAUAAUGUUAAUAUUACGCAGUCUCCUGCUACUGUCCAAGCUAUUGUGGAUAUACUCUUCAAAAUUGCUAAUUUGUCACAAGAUACCGUCAUCAAUAAGCCAGUGAUGGAGAGUUUCCUAAAAACAGUGAACAUCAUUGUAUCAGGUAAUGUCAGUGAUACGUGGAAACAACUGAGCAAAGGAAACACCACAGAAAACACCAGCAUUCGACUUCUGGAUGCUAUUGAGAAGAUAAGUGACCGUCUUAAAGAUGAGUUUUCGAUUAAUGAAACAUCAAUUCAGCUGAACAGAACUACAAUUAAAAACUCAUUCAGUAUAACAUCAACACUGCCAAACUCAACUACAGAGGUUGUAAUACCACAGGUUCCUAAUGUGACUACUGUAACCAUCAUAAUCUUCACAACUCUUGACAAUGUCCUACCUACUCGUGAUACUAAUAAUGACAGUAGGAAAUCAGAUGCGCUUAUAAAUGGAGAUGUGGUUGUUGUUAAGGUGAACCAAACAAUUAACAACAUUUCUUUUGCGUUUGACAUUACUAAUCAGUCUUUGGGAAAUCCUCAGUGUGUCUUUUGGAACUUCAGUCUUGACGGAUGGGAUUCCACUGGAUGUGAAGUAAAGCCCUCAGUGAACGAAACUGGCAAGAUUACAUGUGAAUGCGACCACACAACUUCUUUUUCAAUCCUAAUGUCACCGUUUUCCAUCGAUAACAAAGCCUUAGCCUAUAUAACUUACAUUGGUGUAGCUAUUUCAAUGGCCAGCUUGGUUAUAUGCCUCAUUAUUGAGACUAUUGUAUGGAAGUCGGUAAGAAGAAAUGACACAUCCUAUAUGCGACAUGUGACGAUAGUCAACAUUGCCGUGUCCCUGCUGAUCGCAAACAUCUGUUUCAUCAUUGGAGCCGCAAUCACAGAUCAAGAGCAGCCACCCUCAGUGGGUCGCUGCAGUCCAGCGGUUUUCUUCAUGCACUUUUUUUACCUGGCUCUUUUCUUCUGGAUGUUAAUUUCAGCGCUGUUUCUCUUUUACCGUACAGUCAUGGUCUUGUCCCAAAUGUCAAGGGUCAGAAUGAUGGCCAUAGCCUUCAUAAUCAGUUAUGGUGCACCUUUGCUCAUAGCGGUCAUUACUGUUGCGUCGACAGCUGGACCUCAAAAAUAUAUUUCCCAAAGAGCGUGCUGGCUGAACUGGGAUGAAUCUAAGGCCCUGCUGGCAUUUGUGAUUCCAGCUCUCACUAUUGUAGCCAUAAACCUUGUGGUUUUGAUUGUGGUUCUGUAUAAGAUGUUGAGGAGAGGAGUUGGAGCCACAACUCAACCAGAUGAGAAACAUGCCCUUGUGGUCAUUUUCCGAUGUGUGGCCAUUUUGACUCCUAUCUUUGGUCUAACAUGGGGAUUUGGAAUUGGAACCAUGGUUUCACGUGACUUGGGUGUUCAUGUGGUGUUUACAAUCCUCAAUUCACUGCAGGGAUUCUUUAUUUUGGUGUUUGGAACUCUUUUGGACAACAAGGUUCGUGAGUCACUUCCAGGAAAGCUGUCACUACAGAAACUCAGUUCCAGCAAUACCAAGAGCACCAGUGCAGGACCAUCAUCCACAUCUGGACUCGGGACUUUAUUUCAAAGGAUACGACAGAGGAAUGUGUACAACGUGUCUGCAGCCAACCUUUCCUCACCAGUUACAUCUUCAAAUGACUCAUAUGCCAUUAUGAACACUUAAAAGAUGCUCUAAAAGUGUUUCCUCUACUGCAAUGUCUGUUAAAUGUAGAAUGUCUGCCAUGUUCUGAGAUCAUUAGUCUAAUGAUGAUGUUACAAUGACUUUUUUUAUGACUUCUUUGGGUAAUGUACUGUAAAUGCAGUGUUUAGGGGUAUGGAUUUGGAAAAUUGGGGGGUUUUUUUGUUUUUGUUUUUUUUUACAAAUCAAAUUAGUUUUCUGUGGUUUGUGAAGUUCACAAGUAUAUAUAUAUAUAUAUAUAUGCUUUGUUAUGAUAAAUUCCAAAUGUUUCCAAAAUUUCCAAAUGUUACUUUGGACCGAUAAUAACCAAUAAUUUUACACCUCUGCAUAUUGUAUUUACCUGAGUAGCUUUCUUAAUUUUAUACUUCUUGUAAACUGCUAAUUUAAAUUGUUGGGUCAAAAUCAAAACUAAUAAAAAUGUUCCUUGUCUUAAUUGGAGAGUACACUUUA